AUGGACUUUCUCAAGUCUGCGGUCGCCUCCGCCAUCGCCAAAUCCAGUUCCUUCCCAGUAACCAUCGGCGACAGGAUAGACCUCUCGGAUUCCAUCUGGGCUUUGCAUAAUGGAGUCAAAAAGGAUGACAACUCCCCCUGUUGUCUCUUCACCUUUGACAUCAAUGCGAACAAGGCUCGAUUACCUUUAGCGAAGAAUGCCGCUCGAAGACUGCGGACAUUACGCCAUCCUGGAGUUAUCAAGGUCAUAGAUGUGGUUGAAAAUGAAACACAUAUCUACAUUAUCACCGAAAAGCUCACUCCACUGAACUGGCAUGUGAAGCGCAAGAGUCUCAGCGAAGAGACCAUUAAAUGGGGCUUGUACACAGUGUCCUCGACUCUCAAAUUCAUCAACAAUGACGCUUCCUCUGUUCACGGCUCUGUCCGAGUCUCUUCCGUCUUUACCAGCGAAAGUGGAGAGUGGAAAUUGGGAGGGUUCGAGCUUCUGAGUUCCAUGAAUGAGGACGAUGCAAUAAUAUACACCUACGGAACUCUUGUGCCUGAUUCAAACCGUUACGCCCCUCCAGAAGUGGCAAAUGGCGGCUGGUCUGCCAUCAAGAAGAAUCCUCUGGGUGCGCCGGAUGCCUACGGGCUGGGUAUUCUUAUAUAUGAAGCCUUCAAUGGCUCCUUCGUGGGGAUUGAUCAGCUACCCCAUGCGCGAAGUAUACCCGCAAAUAUGACUCAAUCCUACAAACGACUUGUCAAUGCCAAUCCAAAACUCAGACUUAAUUCAGGCCAGUUUUUGGACCAGGGAAAGAAGGCCGGCGGCUUCUUCGAGACACCCCUCAUCCACAUUACAGAAGGUGCUGAUAGUCUUGGCUUGAAGAACGAGGAGGAACGAGAUGAAUUCCUAGGUGAACUUGACAGUCUUACUGAUGAUUUCCCUGAAGAUUUCUUUAGGCUGAAAAUCUUACCCGAACUGUUGAAGUCGGUUGAAUUUGGAGGUGGUGGGCCAAGUGUCUUUGGUGCCAUCAUGAAAAUCGGCCUCAAGAUGUCUGACGAUGAAUUCGAGUCCAGGCUGGCUCCUCUCGUUAUUCGUCUCUUCAGCAGUCCUGAUCGAGCCAUGCGAGUCUGUCUACUUGACAAUCUGCCAAUCAUGGUGGAUCGAAUCUCUCAAAAAGAUAUUAACGGCAGAGUCUGGCCUCUCAUGACAACAGGUUUCACAGAUACCGCUCCUGUCGUGAGGGAACAGACUGUGAAAGCAGUAUUAUCGGUCAUUUCAAAACUCUCCGACCGUGUGAUCAAUGGAGAGUUGCUUCGCUUCCUUGCCAAAACUGCCAAUGACGAACAAGCGGGGAUUCGGACAAAUACAACCAUCUGCUUAGGAAAAAUUGCUAGGAAUCUUGGUGUUGGCUCAAGAGCCAAGGUCCUGAUGGCUGCAUUUUCCCGCUCCCUCAGAGAUCCUUUUGUUCAUGCCCGUAACGCUGCCUUACUAGCCCUGAGCGCCACCGCGGAUGUCUUCACGGAAGAAGAUUGUGCCACUAAGGUCCUCCCUGUGGUGUGCAUUGCCUUGGUCGACAAGGAAAAGAUGGUUAGAGACCAAGCAACUAAGUGCCUUGAUAUUUAUCUUCAAAGAGUACGGAAGUAUGUCUCAAAUAUGCCCGACACUGCUCUUCCACCAGAACCUGUUUCUGGUGCUCCUGGACCAGCCGCCACUGCUAGGAUGGGAAAUCAAAGUGAUAGCGGUUGGGCCGGGUGGGCCAUAUCAUCUUUCACCAACAAGAUGACCGCAGCAAGGGGUGAUAUGGUACCCUCGACAACAGCAAAUGGUUCCUCGUUGUCACAUACGCAAUCACUCCCGGCAUCUGGUCGCACCACUCCUAUAAUCAGCGUCGCUCAUGAGACAGCCUCUGCAAACCCAUCGCGACCCACCAUCUCACAAACCCCGAGAACUUCCACGUCACAGCUUUCCGAACCGCAGGGCAUGUUUGAAGAUGACACGCUGGAUGCUUGGGGAACUGUCGACGAUGAUGGUGAUAAUUUUUUCGAUGCUUCGUCUGCCACUCCAAAACGUAGUGAAGUUACUCCAGCCCCUGCAGCUGUUGCCUUUGAUGACGGUGGCGAACCGGAUUUUGCAGGCUGGUUGGCAGCACAAUCCAAAUCUAAGACACAGAAAUCGUUACCAAAGGGUUUGUCAAAGCCCCCUGGUACCUCCGCAAGCAAGUUAAAUGUAAGACCAACGGGCCCAGCUAGAAGUGCCUCUGCAGGUCCUCCAAACGCCGCCAGCGCUUUCAAGAGACCGACUGUGCCUGCUUCGAGAACAACGUCUAAUGCAACGGCCAAGAAGGAGGUCAAGAAGGAAUUACCAAAUCCAAAAGAGCCAGACGUCAACGAUGAUGACUGGGGCGAUGCUUGGGAUUGA
This is a messenger RNA of Exophiala aquamarina CBS 119918, 2400 nucleotides long. Its product is annotated as SCY1 protein kinase. The transcript is spliced from 2 exons. The coding region runs from base 1 to 2400 and encodes 799 amino acids. NCBI's taxonomy places the organism in Eukaryota, Fungi, Ascomycota, Eurotiomycetes, Chaetothyriales, Herpotrichiellaceae. The record is from RefSeq and is a predicted model, not a curated record. Gene Ontology annotation, biological process: protein phosphorylation; tRNA export from nucleus. Gene Ontology annotation, molecular function: protein kinase activity; ATP binding. Gene Ontology annotation, cellular component: cytoplasm.